CUUUGACAGCUAUGAUAUCCAAAGCUCCUUUGCAGCCGUGAAAAGAAAAACACGAUUACGUGAACUGUUGAUACUCAGUUUCACCCAUCGCUGAAAUGGCAGCAUCAUCGCAGGCCAGCCGAGGUCUCACGGCACUGUUCAAACGAGGAUGGAACGAAAUCCCCGAAGUGGUCGGCUCGUCCGUGAUUGCCCUGAUCGGUAUCGGCCUCAGCGCCGUCGGAUUGACCAACUACUACCGCAAGAAUGCCGAUAACCGUCGUUAUAAACUAACGUACGUUGUGAUGCGUCCUGACGAUCCGAGAGCGGCGCACAUUCGCAAGGAUUAAAAACCAAAACCAAUCGGCUGGCUAGAUGUAAUAAAUUGUGUUUACUGAUGUAAAA
Anopheles coustani is the source of this 381-nucleotide messenger RNA. RefSeq lists its product as uncharacterized. Bases 96 to 326 code for a protein of 76 amino acids. The transcript is spliced from 2 exons. Lineage: Eukaryota; Metazoa; Arthropoda; Insecta; Diptera; Culicidae. The record is from RefSeq and is a predicted model, not a curated record.